Messenger RNA from Schistocerca nitens (vagrant locust), 870 nucleotides. RefSeq names its product venom carboxylesterase-6-like. The record is from RefSeq and is a predicted model, not a curated record. NCBI's taxonomy places the organism in Eukaryota, Metazoa, Arthropoda, Insecta, Orthoptera, Acrididae. The coding region runs from base 1 to 870 and encodes 289 amino acids. The transcript is spliced from 5 exons. Gene Ontology annotation, molecular function: hydrolase activity.
AUGCCGGUACUGGUGUAUUUCCACGGCGGUGGCUUCUUCUCUGGCUCUGGAACGUUCGAAGAUGCUGGGCCGCAUUACUUCAUGGACCAAGAUGUCGUCCUGGUCACCGUCAACUACCGUCUUGGCCCCCUCGGUUUCUUCAGUUUGAAUCAACGUGAUGCUCCUGGCAACAUGGGGCUCUACGACCAGGUGAUGGCGCUCCAGUGGGUGAAAGACUACAUCAAAUAUUUUCACGGUGAUCGGUUUCGCGUCACUAUUAUGGGCGAGGGAGCAGGCGGUGCCUGUGUUCACUUGCAUCUCUUCUCUCCAAUGUCUAGAGGUUUGUUCUCACGGGCCAUUUCGCAGUCUGGUGUAGCGUUCAACUCAUGGGCGCUCAUGAAGGACAUGGUUAACACGUCUAAGACACAUGCGGCACUCCUUGGUUGUAACAAAGAAAAAGAUGCUACGACUAUGAAAUGUCUGAGGGAGGUCGAGGCAGAACAAAUUGUGAACUCUACCAGAGGACUGCAUUUCUGGCUGCAGGAGCCGCUUGUGAUCUACAGACCUAUGGUCCAGGAAGGCAGACUUGGAAGGGAUAUUUUCCUGCGACAUGAUCCAAUGGACUUACUGUUGCGAAUGGAGUUCCAUAAUGUACCCUGGCUUGUGGGUGUUGUUAAGACGCCGGGAUUCUUUCAUGCUAGGCGAUAUUUAGUAGACGACCAGUUACUGGCCUCUCUGUUGGCAAAAUUCGACGAAUAUGGGUCUGCGUUGCUAGAUAUGCAUUUGAGCCUACCGGACAGUGAAGAACGGGAGAGCGCCUUGUCAAGCCUGAUGGAUUUAUACGAAACCCCCGACGGUGCUUUCGAAAGGGAUUCGCUACUACAGGUAUGA